Medicago truncatula (barrel medic) is the source of this 2194-nucleotide messenger RNA. Its product is annotated as beta-glucosidase 46. The transcript has 12 exons. The record is from RefSeq and is a predicted model, not a curated record. Gene Ontology annotation, molecular function: beta-glucosidase activity. Gene Ontology annotation, biological process: carbohydrate metabolic process. NCBI's taxonomy places the organism in Eukaryota, Viridiplantae, Streptophyta, Magnoliopsida, Fabales, Fabaceae. The coding region runs from base 352 to 2043 and encodes 563 amino acids.
UAUACAUUAAUUGAUUAUGAUUGAAAAGAAUGUUUUUAGCUAUGAGUUUCUUAACUACUCUCCGAAAAAGUUUGAUGAAUGAACAGCAAGUAUAAUUAGUGGAAAAGGAUAAAGUAAGAGAAAGCUAAAAUGAACAAAAUAAAAUAUAACUUUGUUUGACACGUUAUCCACUAACAUUAGUAGUGAAUUUGCGUAGGUGAGCAGUUUUUUGAAAUUUCGGUGCAAUCAUACAUUUCCUUUGGGUGAAAUAAAUUUUGGUGAAAUAUUAGUACUGGAAUUGGCUUUUGGGUCCCGGUGGUUGGUGCAGAGUUGGUCUUCAAUCAUUUAAACAGUAUCUAUGGUGUUAAGAAUAUGAAAUUUUCUUUGACAUUAAUUGAGUUGAGAGCAUCAAUUAGUUUGAAGUUAUCUACUUUUCAGAAAGCAGUAUCUAUGGAGAUACUGCUACUCUUUUUCUUAAUCACUACCUAUGCUCUUGGAGCAUUCUCAUUCUCAGAGGAGUUUGAUCAUUAUCCUUUUCCAUCCAACUUUCUCUUUGGCACUGCUUCUUCUUCCUACCAGUAUGAAGGUGCUUACUUGAGUGAUGGCAAAGGUUUGAGCAACUGGGAUGUCUUCACUCAUAAACCAGGUAGUACUCAUGAUGGAAGUAACGGUGAUGUUACUGUUGAUCAAUAUCAUCGGUAUCUGGAGGAUGUUGAUUUAAUGGAAGCUAUCAAAGUCAACAGCUACCGGUUUUCAAUUUCAUGGGCACGAAUUCUACCAAAAGGUAGAUUUGGAGAAGUCAACUUGGCUGGUAUUGACUACUAUAAUAGGCUUAUUCACGCUUUGCUACUCAGAGGGAUCCAACCGUUUGUUACAUUAUUUCACUUGGAUUUCCCUCAAGAACUUGAGGACAGAUAUGGAGGUUGGCUAAGUCCCCAAUCACAGGAAGAUUUUGUAUUAUUCGCAGACAUAUGUUUUAAAUCCUUUGGUGACAGAGUUAAGUACUGGACCACAUUCAAUGAACCAAAUCUCCAAGUUUCACUAGGUUACCGAAAAGGCAAACACCCGCCAUGCCGCUGCUCCGGCAAAUUUGGAAAUUGUAGCGAGGGCGAUUCCGAGAAGGAUCCCUUUGUAGCAGCCCAUAAUAUUAUCCUAUCGCAUGCAGCUGCAGUUGAUAUUUAUAGAAACAGAUACCAGGCCGAGCAAGGAGGACAAAUUGGCAUUGUCGUACACGUUGACUGGUUUGAACCAUAUAGCAAUUCGGUAGCAGAUAAACUAGCUGCUGAAAGAGCUCAAUCAUUCAGCAUGAACUGGAUCUUGGAUCCAAUCUUCUUCGGCAAGUACCCAAAAGAGAUGGAGGUGAUUUUAGGAAGCACGUUACCCAAAUUUUCCAGUAAUGACAAAGCAAAACUGAAUCGAGGACUCGAUUUCAUUGGCAUCAAUCAUUAUGCAGGUUACUAUGUUAAAGACUGCAUAUCAUCAGUGUGUGAGUCUGGGCCAGGAACCUCCGCAACAGAGGGUUUAUACCAACAAACUGCACAAAAAGAUGGUGUCCCAAUUGGAGAGCUUACUCCGUUUGAUUUUCUCAAUGUUUACCCACAAGGCAUGAAGAAAACUCUUACCUAUGUGAAGGACAGGUACAAUAACACUCCAAUGUUCAUUACUGAGAAUGGAUAUGGCAAUUUUUAUGAUCCAAAUAACACAAAGGAAGAAUAUCUUAAUGAUAUUAAAAGAAUAAACUACAUGUCUGGUCACUUAAAUAAUCUGGGGGAAUCAAUAAGGGAAGGAGCAGAUGUUAGAGGAUACUUUGCCUGGUCCUUGCUUGACAACUUUGAGUGGCUAUAUGGUUUUACAGUGAGAUUUGGACUUUACCAUGUUGAUUUUGCUACACAGAAGAGAACUCCAAAAUUGUCAGCUAGUUGGUACAAACAUUUCAUUGAAAAGCAUAAAACUGAGAGCAUUAUUCCUGAACAUGACAUGGAUACGAGAAACUGGAACAAACAAUUCAAGGCAAAUAUGCUUAGAACCGUAGGCUCAGAGGGUAGAAUGAAAAACUUGGAUUAACUUGUGUCAUUGUCCCUUGACACCAACGUUUCAUUCACAACAACCUUAAUUUAUUCUCUCUUCAUUUCUUUUUCUUGUUGACAACAAGAGUGUGACUUCCGUCCCAAAAAUAUUAAACCUUCCAUCUUUAAUUAUAAGCAUCUUUGAAGAA